Molecule: messenger RNA, 2754 nt
Organism: Cavenderia fasciculata
Lineage: Eukaryota; Evosea; Eumycetozoa; Acytosteliales; Cavenderiaceae
Gene: tmem184A
Exons: 11
Coding region: 1-2754 (917 amino acids)
Biological process (GO): transmembrane transport
Cellular component (GO): membrane
Molecular function (GO): transporter activity
Source: RefSeq, a predicted model, not a curated record
AUGAGAUCUGGUCAUAUAAUAAACCAUCAACAAAUACACACAACAUCAAGAGAGAUAGUAAUACUACAAUCAAGUAAUAACAACAAAUAUUCAAGUAGUACAACUACUAUAUUAAAUAGCACACAAUAUAGAUAUAUAUAUAUAUAUAAAUGGAAGAUAGUUAGUUUUAGUUCUACGACGCCAAUUGAACCAACACAUAAUUCUGAAGCACCAACAGAACCACCAAAUGACUAUACUAUAAGACUACCAUUUCUAUCGAAAAAUGUACCAGCGCUAUGGGCAAUGUUUGCCCUGGCCGGCUUGUUUGUAAUACUAGCCACUGUCAUGUCUGCACAUCUUAUUUAUAAACAUCUCAAAUACUACACGCAACCCGAUCAUCAAAGAUACAUAGUCCGUAUCGUUUUCAUGAUCCCAAUUUACGCUAUUUAUUCCCUACUAUCCCUUAUUUUACAUUCUUAUCAAACUUAUUUUGCUUUAUUUAGAGAUUGUUAUGAAGCCUAUGUAUUAUAUAUGUUUUUUGCUCUAAGUGUUAGUUAUGGUGGAGGUGAUAAGAAUCUUAUUACUCAUUUUAUAUCAUUACCACCUAUGAAAUUACCAAUGCCAUUAAAUUGUAUAAAAGUUAAACCAAACGAAACAUUUCUUCAAGUUUGUAGAAUGGGAAUGAUGCAAUAUGUAAUUUUAAGACCAGCAGUAACGUUGGCUAGUGCUAUUUUUGAGAUAUUUGGAUACUUUGAUGAAGGUAGUUUUGCUGUGAAUCGUUUCUAUCUCUACAAUUCACUACUCAUCAAUUUGUCAGUCACUGUCGCACUCUAUAUUAUCGUCGUCUUUUAUCAAGCAACCAUCGAAGAGUUGUCACCUUACAAGCCACUAUUAAAAUUCACAUCGAUUAAAAUUGUCGUAUUCUUUUGUUUCUGGCAAUCAAUUGUAAUCUCUGGUUUUGAAAACUUUGGUUGGAUUCCAACUCUUGAUGGUUGGGAUGUUGGUGAAGUUUCUGUUGGUUUAAAUAACUUUUUAAUUUGUUUUGAAAUGUUUGGAGUUGCAAUCUUACAUAUAUACGCAUUCCCAUAUGAAUUGUAUAGAGUUCGUGCUUUUAGUUCAGCACCACUUAUUCAUCGUGUUGAAAUGGGUACGGUAUUCAAAAGUGUCAUCAACUCGGUCAGUCAGCGUGAUAUGGUCAAGGAAACAGUACAUGCAUUCAAGGGUACAAAGAUUACAGAUGGUCAAAAAGAAUAUAAAGGUUUGGAGAAUGAUGAAUAUGCUCCUUUUCAAGUCGAUGAAAUUGAAAUGGGAGAUUUCACUUCUUAUCAAGAUGGGGGAGAUUUGGUUUUGGAAAUGGGAGAUAAAGAGCAUAAUGGUGCCUCUAGGGAUUAUAUUAAAGAUCCUGUUUCGACAAUUAUCAAAGGUGGUGGUGCUAUUCUCAAUGGUGCCGCUCCAAUGAUUAGCGAUGAAGAUUUCUUCUCACUUAUGAAUAACGAUUAUUCAAAUAUAGAUUUUACUGGUAUCGACCAAGACGCUUUAGAAGGUUUAGAUUUUGACGACGAUGAUGAGGAUAUGACAUUUACUGUCAAAGUUUUAACUGACUUUCUAACUUGUUUAGUGAUUCUUAAGAGACAUCAUUCAUCAUUAUUUAGAACGAUACUAGUAUCGAUGUUACCUAUAAUUGCAACAUCUGCAAUUUCAUUUGCAUUCCUUGUAUUUGCAUCAUGGUGUGUAGGUGAAGGAGGUGAAAUAUUGGGAAAGAAAUAUGAUGCAUCGAUUAUUGGAGGUUUAGUUAUAGCUUGGUUAAAUACAGCACCAGAGGCAAUAUUUUUUAUAACAGCAUUAUCAAGUGGUAAUGUUAGAUUUGCAGUUGGAGCAGUGAGCGGUAGUUCUAUAGUAGUUUGUACUAUAGCUUUGGGAGCAUGUUUGUGGAUAGGAGGAAGGAAUAGAAAGAGUGGAACCAUUCAGUUGCAACCACAAGUAAAGAAGCAAUGUUUAAUAUUGCUCAUGUCAUUGGUCAUUCCAUUUUCACUAUUGGUUACUGGAUUUCACUAUGUCUUUGGUUUGAUUGGUGUAGCAUACUAUUUGGCAUUUAUCGCAUACAGUUUGAUGCAUCGUCUACCAGAAGACGAAAAGAAGGAAGAAGAUUUAGAGUUGGCAGAGGGCGAUGGUGCCGACGAUGUUGAAGAAGAUGAACACGACGAACCACUCGCCAAGGGUGUAUUAUUAUUGUUUAUUGGUGGUACCAUUAUUUGUUUCUUUUCCAAACCUUUUAUCGACAGUAUCGUAUCUCUUGCCACAACUCUUAGUAUAAACCCAAUCAUGCUUGCCUUUUUCCUUGCACCAAUUGCAAGUGAAAUGCCAGAGAUUUUGGAAAGUGUUUCUCUCUCACGUAAAGGCAAUACUCAAAAUAUUAAUAUUGCUUAUUCAAAUCUAAUUGGUGGUACUAUAACUAAAACUUCUGUUCUUAUGGGUGUAUUAUAUUUUGUCUUUUACGGAUCAUCAAAAGGAUUUGAAUGGGAAUCACCAACUUAUUCAUUAUGUAUAACUUUAAUUAUUAUUUGUUCGGCGGCAGCUGGAGGAAUGGGAUAUUUCCUUCCCAAACUUAAUCAAAAUCAUGGACUCGCUCUAUUUGCUCUUUUCACAAUAACUGGUAUCAUUCAGUACUAUUACAACGUUAAUAUCACAGAUGAUGUGAUAACUUCGACCUCGAUAGAGGCAUUAUCAGUAGCCUCUUCUUUAAUUCAAGAUACAACAAAUUCUAUUCUAUCAUAA